Serendipita indica DSM 11827 is the source of this 714-nucleotide messenger RNA. NCBI's taxonomy places the organism in Eukaryota, Fungi, Basidiomycota, Agaricomycetes, Sebacinales, Serendipitaceae. The record is from the annotation of a GenBank genome assembly.
AUGUCGCUCGUCCGCCACGCAGAAAGUGCCCAAGCGUUGGAACAACUGCUCACAUCCAAGGCAUCUGGUCUGGUUGUCAUCGACUUUCAUGCCGUCUGGUGCGCGCCUUGCCACGCAAUCAGCCCUGUGGUAGACGCUUUCUCGAAAUCGUACCCUCAGGUCACAUUUGUCAAAGUAGACACGGAUAAACUUCAGGAUGUUGCGCAGAAAUAUACAAUUAAAGCUAUGCCUACGUUUCUGUUCAUCAAGAAUAAAGCGGUCGUCGAAACGAUUCGGGGAGCAGACCAGGAGGGACUUCGUGCUGCCCUCGUCAAGCACGCGCCUACUGGGCAAGCCUCUACUUCUGGCUCUUCCGACUCUGACAUCUCACUCUUGGAGUUUAUCGACCGUUCACAAGUAAACUGCCUCAACGAAUCAAGUAGUCAUACCCUCAAAUCUAUCCUUACUGGGCACUCCAGGAACACCUCUGCAGCUUACUUGGAGAGCGAUACAGACGAGCAACUGCUGCUGAACAUCCCUUUCAACCAAGCCGUCCGUAUCAAAGGAAUAUCUAUAAAGACAGAGGAGAGUUCUCAUGCACCAAAGCUCAUCAAACUCGUUGUGAAUAAUCCCAACCUUGGCUUUGAGAACGUGCAAGACGCGGUCGAACCUCAAGUGGCCCAGGUGAUCGAGCUAGACGAAGCUGCAACGUCUGAAGGAAAGAUGAUCCCUUGA